CUCUUAAGCUGCCCAUCUUUCUUCUUCGUUCACUUCUAUAUCUUUCAUCAAUUAUAGACAUAGAAUUCUGUGAGAAUGGCCAACGGAAAGCUGUCAGGGCAGGAUGUCGCCCAACACAACUCCAAAGACUCCUGCUGGGUUAUCGUCCAUGGAAAGGCCUAUGACGUGACGGAGUUCCUACCGGAACACCCCGGUGGCCAGAAGAUCAUCCUCAAGUAUGCCGGCAAGGACGCCACCGAAGAGUUCGACCCCAUUCACCCCCCCGACACGCUGGACAAGUAUCUGGACGCGUCGAAGCAUUUGGGCGAGGUGGACAUGAGCACCGUCGAACAGGAGGAGAAGGUGGCGGACCCCGAGGAGACCGAGCGCCAGGAGCGCAUGAAGCUGAUGCCGUCGUUGGCGGCCUGCUACAAUCUGUUGGACUUUGAGGAGGUGGCGCGCAAUGUCAUGAAGAAGACGGCGUGGGCGUAUUAUUCGAGUGGUGCGGAUGACGAGAUUACCAUGCGCGAGAACCACUCCGCCUUCCACAAAAUCUGGUUCCGACCGCGAGUCCUCGUCGACGUCGAGAACGUCGACUACUCCACCACCAUGCUGGGCUCCAAAUGCUCCAUCCCCUUCUACGUGACCGCCACCGCACUCGGCAAGCUGGGCAACCCCGAAGGCGAGGUAGUGUUGACGCGGGCGGCCCACGACCACAACGUCGUGCAGAUGAUCCCGACGCUGGCGUCGUGCUCGUUCGACGACAUCGUCGACGCCAAGCGCGGCGACCAGGUCCAGUGGCUGCAGCUGUACGUCAACCGCAACCGCGACAUCACCCACCGCAUCAUCAAGCACGCCGAAGCCCGCGGCUGCAAGGGCCUCUUCAUCACGGUCGACGCGCCCCAGCUCGGCCGCCGCGAGAAGGACAUGCGCUCCAAGUUCUCCGACACGGGCUCCAGCGUCCAAGCCGACAGCGGCGACGACGUCGACCGCUCCCAGGGCGCCGCCCGCGCCAUCUCCUCCUUCAUCGACCCCUCCCUCUCCUGGAAAGACAUCGCCUGGUUCCAAUCCGUCACCUCCAUGCCCAUCAUCCUCAAGGGCGUCCAGCGCGUCGAAGACGUCCUCCUCGCCGUCGAGCACGGCGUCGCCGGCGUCGUCCUCUCCAACCACGGCGGCCGUCAGCUCGACACCGCCCGCUCGGGCAUCGAAGUCCUCGCCGAGGUCAUGCCCGUCCUGCGCGAGCGCGGCUGGGACAGCAAAAUCGAGAUCUACAUCGACGGCGGCGUCCGUCGCGCCACGGACAUCUUGAAAGCACUGUGCCUCGGCGCCCGCGGCGUCGGCAUCGGCCGGCCCUUCCUCUACGCCAUGUCGGCCUACGGCCAGCCGGGCGUCGACAAGGCCAUGCAGCUGCUCAAGGACGAAAUGGAGAUGAACAUGCGGCUGAUCGGCGCGCGCUCCAUCGCCGAGCUGAACCCUAGCUUCCUCGACACGCGCGGCUUAACCGGUGGCCAUAGUGCGGCUGUGCCGUCUGAUACUUUGAGCUUGAGGGCUUAUGAUCCACUGCAGGGGCCGCGGUUUAGCGAGAAGCCGAAGCUCUAGUCUUCCUUUCUCCUUUCCUUCUCCUUUCUUUGUUGUCUCUUUGUAUAAUGUUGUUUUAUGAUGACUGUUUAAAUCACAUGCCUGUCACCUGAGUUGUUUGAUUGGCGAUACCCUUGUGUAUAUAUGAGAAAGGUACGAUUGGUUGAUAGACUACAAUUACAAUGUAUUUGUCUUCAC
Molecule: messenger RNA, 1755 nt
Organism: Aspergillus campestris IBT 28561
Lineage: Eukaryota; Fungi; Ascomycota; Eurotiomycetes; Eurotiales; Aspergillaceae
Product: L-lactate dehydrogenase (cytochrome)
Exons: 3
Coding region: 76-1578 (500 amino acids)
Biological process (GO): lactate metabolic process
Molecular function (GO): L-lactate dehydrogenase (cytochrome) activity; heme binding
Source: RefSeq, a predicted model, not a curated record